GCAGUGCGACGGAUAUCUUCCAGAAGGUGUAUAGGCAUACCAAGACCGCUACCAGCGGACCACUUGGUUUCGGCGCGGAGCCGUUACCGUGGGGGCGAUCAAGAAGCCCUUCCUCCGGAGCGCUCAACGACCCGUUAGGCCUACCAACCGGGCUGGAAGAGCUCCAGAGUAGAAGCCAAGAUCCAGCCGGGGACCAUGGUAGUCUGGCACGCCCAGGGCUGCUUGGACCUCAUCCCCAGGAAAUGAAAUCCAACCAAAAAGUCGUUCCGCACAUUCCCUGGUCAAGCAAUGCUCUGGCAGGGCUGGCUGCACAGGUGCCUCACAUCAGGGUUCCUGCGGCAGCAUCACCUGGUGGAUGCCUGGAGGAAUUUUCUUAUAUGCCUGAUGGUUCACUUCACCUCCAAAAAGGCAUCACGCUGACAGCAGUCCAGGCGGCGCGAGUGAUGAAAUUAAAAAAACCGACACUGGUGGUGAAGGAAACAGCCCAGUGCAUCUGGACACAAGCCGGGCUGGCGGCACGCAGUGUGUCCGGGGUGCUCGCACCAAAGAAGAACUCUGGUGAAGAGCCGAAGCCUGCAAAUGGUCCCAGUCUAACUGGGACCCAGUUGCAACUGGUCCCAGUUGUAACUGGGACCAGUUGCAACUGGGAAUUGUCCCUUAAACCAGUUGAACUGGGACCAGUUGGAUCCCAGUUAGAAAUUUUCACCUGGGAUUGCAACGCAAUUACUGACGCGACACUCGGCAAAGAAAGGUUGGACCGGCAUUGCACGUCUGUCAGAAUAAAAAUGGCACACCAAAAAUGGCAUACCAAGUGUACAUACCGCGUGUUACGAAGGUAAUCCAUACGGCGUUUAUUUCAGCUCUAUA
Molecule: messenger RNA, 867 nt
Organism: Ixodes scapularis (black-legged tick)
Lineage: Eukaryota; Metazoa; Arthropoda; Arachnida; Ixodida; Ixodidae
Exons: 7
Coding region: 243-839 (198 amino acids)
Source: RefSeq, a predicted model, not a curated record